This is a messenger RNA of Xyrauchen texanus (razorback sucker), 4051 nucleotides long. Its product is annotated as zinc finger and BTB domain-containing protein 1-like. Bases 180 to 2225 code for a protein of 681 amino acids. The transcript has 2 exons. Gene Ontology annotation, molecular function: protein binding. NCBI's taxonomy places the organism in Eukaryota, Metazoa, Chordata, Actinopteri, Cypriniformes, Catostomidae. Gene Ontology annotation, biological process: regulation of immune system process; regulation of cytokine production; negative regulation of transcription by RNA polymerase II. The record is from RefSeq and is a predicted model, not a curated record.
CAGAGCGGCUGUGCGGAAGUUCUUUCAUCCGCGCUGCAGAAGGGGUUUCGCCAUCGAGAUUAGCUUUUCUCUUCCCAAGUUUUUGCUUGGACGAAAGCAAACGACGUGGAACUUCUUCUAUCUGUGUUUUAACUCGCAGUUUUUGUUCGCUACAAGUUAGCGCCCAUUACCGUCGGGUAAUGGCACGGCCAAGCCACAGCGAGCAUGUCCUGCAGCAGCUCAACAACCAAAGGGAGUGGGGUUUCCUCUGUGACUGCUGUAUUGCCAUAGGGGACAUUUACUUCAGGGCUCAUAAGGCUGUGCUGGCAGCCUGCAGCUCGUACUUUAGAAUGAUGUUCAUCAGGGACCAGCAGGCAACAGCACGGUUUGAUCUCAGCAACAUGCAAAUCAGCGCAGAGUGCUUUGAUCUCAUCCUGCAACUUAUGUACCUUGGUCGCAUUGCUGUGGAUCACUAUGAGUUUGAGGAGCUGAAAUCAUCCAUGGCCUACCUACAAAUGUACUACAUCCCUGACUCACUUGAGGACCUCAGAGACAUCCGGACAUCCAAUCUGACUCCUUCGUCCUCUGCGUCAUCCUCUUCAUCAUCUAGCUCCUCAUCCUCAUCCAGUGUAGUGGGAGGUAAGAUGAUGUUUGGUGUUCGAAUGUUUGAGCAGCCAAGGCCUAGCCCUGUUGAGACUGAGCAUGCUCCCACGGCUUCAACCACAACUACUCGUCAGAACAUUAACAUCUCAACUGUCAGGCCUGCUGAAGAUGUGGUCAUACCACACCCUCCACCACACUCGGAGACCGUUGUAGACCAGCCAUGUGACUUGAGGAAGAGGACUCCGGUCCGAAGCUCUGCUAUGAAAGAACGUCCUCGGUUUGGUCGCACUUACACAUGUGAUGAUUGCGGCUUUGUCUUCAGCUGUGAAAAGCUGCUCAUUGAACAUAUCCUCACAUGCACCAAUCGCAAAGCUUUCCAGGCACCCAAAGUCAGUAAAGAGGUUUAUUGUGACACUGGCAAAGCAGAGAGUUCAACCUCAGAGGGGACAGAUGAACACAGAACAGUUUGCAAACGGGAAGAUGACUGGCCAGACUACAAGCCUGACACAGAGACUGUGAUCAGGUCUGUCUCCACUGGCGUGGACAAUGAAGCUACUUUCUCCAGGAAUAUAACCAUUAAAGUGGAACGAGAUGAUGAUUCCGAGACAGGCUUAGAAACAAUAAAAGUAGUAAAGGUAGGAAAUCAUAAUGUAGGGAGCUGCAAAGUUCGUAGCAGGGCAUACAGAGAUAGUGUUGCAGAUCAGAUUAAAUUUGAUAGCGAGGAAGAGGCUGGUGGAUCUGCCAUGGAUGGUACCACCCAUGCUUUGGAUGGUAAAAGGAGAGGGUUAGACACAGACGCAAAAGUGCACAGGAUCAAGGAAGAAAAGAAAGAUGGCAUUUGUAUUCCGUGUGAAUUGUGUGGAGUCCUGCUGACAGAGGAGGAUCAGUCUGCUCAUUACAUCUCCAGCCACAUGGGACAUAUCUGCGCCUGUGGAAGGUGCGGCCAAGUGCUCAUUAAAGGCAGGCAGCUGCAGGAGCAUGCCGAGCGCUGUGGUGAGCCCCAGGGACUUGAGAAUGACUCCCCAGGUGAGGAUUCACCUCUGCUUGAAGAUGGCGAGGCUAUGGAAGAGGGCUUACUGGAAGGGACUGGCAUGAGCUUUCGCUGUCCUCUCUGUGGUUUGAUAUUUGAAAGUGAGAGUCUUGCUGUUGAGCACACAUUGGCUUGUCCUGAACAGGAACCUUUCCGGCCUGUCCUGUUAGACGACGGUGGUGAGCCCGACCAUCGGCGCAAGCAUUUCUGUGCCAUUUGCGGUAAAGGUUUUUACCAGAGGUGUCACCUACGGGAGCACUACACCGUGCACACCAAGGAGAAGCAGUUUACCUGUCAAACCUGCGGUAAGCAGUUUCUGCGUGAGCGACAGCUUCGGCUGCAUACUGACAUGCACAAAGGAAUGGCACGAUAUGUCUGCCCUGUGUGUGACCAGGGUACCUUCCUCAAACAUGAUCAUGUGCGACACAUGAUCUCUCACCUGUCAGCCGGAGAGACUAUCUGCCAGGUCUGUUUCAUGAUUUUCCCCAGCGGUGAGCUCCUGGAGAAACACAUGGAUGUACAUCUGUAUAUCUGUGGUGUGUGUGGAGAGAAAUUCCGCCUCCGCAAAGACAUGCGGAGCCACUACAACUCCAAACACACCAAGAGACAAUGAGAGGCAGAGUUAACAACAUACACUCUGCAAAUUAAUCUUUGAAAUAAGCCAUACUGUAAAUGUGAGAUAGAAUCUAUGCACUUAGACACCAAUUCUAAUCUUUAAAACUGCACUUUCUUUGUGUAUGCAAUUCUAGAUGUGUUGCUCUAUUUUUUUGGUGUGUUUAUAGUGCAUCAAACUUUUGUCCUCAGUUUCAUAUGAGAUAUUAUAUAUAGAGAUAAAUAUCAAGAUAAAGCCUUGACACUAUCACUGGUGUUGCAGUUGAAAAUAUUAUAUAGGUCAAUGCUUUAUCUGCAGUUAUGAAUCUGGCUCAUAACAAAUAGAUUGACAUCUCUCAUUGCAAGAGAUAGAAUUAGUCCAUCUAUUAAAUAAUUAUUUUCAUAAAGAUUUAAUAAUGGUCCACAUUGGCCUAUCAAAGUUUAUUUUAACUUAGUAUUUAAGAGAACAUUUGUCAAAGGGGUCAUUGUUUUUUAUAUUAUUGGUGGUGCUCUUAUAUUCCUAGUAAACACAGAAGUCCAAGCACAGAUGUCUUUAUCCAUUCUACUUUCAUUUGGCAUUAUUUAAAGUAGCUCUGGUAUCAUUACUUAAAUGGCUAUAAUUUUCAACACUCAUUUGCCCUUAAGGCACUAAGAUAUUCAUGGAGAAUAGAUUAUGCAAAGUACACUGGUCCUAUUACCCCUUGUUACCAGAACACUAAAGAAAAUACUGCAUUUGAUAAAAAGCAGAGAAUAACACUCCUGAUGAUGCUUUUAGCUAGUUGUACCUGCUUAACAAUUACACAUACAAAACCUAGGAAUCUAUGCAAACUGUUUUAAAUUCAACCCCAGUUUAGUUUACACAGAGUUCCUUUGAAAUCAAGUGUCACAUUUGUGUAUAGUUAUAUCAGUAUACCAGAGAUUUUCAUCUACUCUUCAUCUAACAAACUUCCGAAAUCUAACGAAAGUUUGUAAUCAAGCUAUCUGUUUCUAAUAAGAAUUACAUAUUACACAGUACUUAUCAUUAGCCUACACCGUUUCUAUUCUGGUCGAUCAAGCUGUAUCAAAAUGCUUUUAAUAGAGGGUCCAUCUAAAGCUUAAAAUAGGUCUUAACAUUUGAAUUAAUAACUUGAUUAAAGUCUUGAUGUGAAAUCUGAGAAUGUGGAAAUGCCAUAUAAUGCUUGAACAAGGGUGUAGGUUAAUUUAUUGUAUUACUGUGUUAAUAAACAAGCACUUCAGCUAUUGUUAUCGUGUUUAAAUCUCCCAUGAAAUAGCCAGGUUGGUUUUGAGUUUUGUUUGUUUUGAAGUGACAUUGAUUCUGGCCUGUGAGCAGAUACUGUAUUUGGAGCUGUGGUCCAAGAAAACUGUCAAUGAGGUCAUGUGAUCAUGCAGAGUAAUCUAGACACAAAGAAUGACUCGAUUAAGAACAGGCAGUCUGGCUUAAUUUGGGACAGUACUCAACACUUUUGUUUAAAACAAGUCGUCCUGUCCAAGCAAACUAACCUUUUCAGGCUUGCAUAUAAAAGUUCAUGUAAUGUUUCGUGUGAAAGUAUAUAAAGACAAUGUUACAGUGGAGUUUAUGCAGUUUACAUGUUAUCUUUAUUGUUAUAAAACUUAAAUUGGAGUUGUAAUUAAGGACCAAAGCAACCAUGAGUAAUAUUAAUUGUUAACAGCUCAAGCAUUUGCACUGGUAUUUGGAUCAUGUGAUGAUCUGAACCUGGUAAAAAUAUAUGUGAGACUGGAACAUCAUGCAAGUAAUAUAUGCAAUUAUUGUUUUUGAGCUUAUUUUAAAACUUUCCUUCAGUGUUUCAUAUGUUCUUGGAUUUAAAAAUGUAAAAUAAAAAUGUUUAA